Carlito syrichta (Philippine tarsier) is the source of this 2647-nucleotide messenger RNA. It is a transcript of the gene CARM1, whose product is annotated as coactivator associated arginine methyltransferase 1. Gene Ontology annotation, molecular function: protein-arginine N-methyltransferase activity. Lineage: Eukaryota; Metazoa; Chordata; Mammalia; Primates; Tarsiidae. The transcript is spliced from 15 exons. The coding region runs from base 1 to 1674 and encodes 557 amino acids. Gene Ontology annotation, biological process: peptidyl-arginine methylation. The record is from RefSeq and is a predicted model, not a curated record.
AUGGUCAUCGUGUUGACCCUGGUCACCUGGGGACACCACCCUCUGCCCCUGGAUGUGGAGUUAUUUGAGGACACAGGCUGUCCCUGCUGCCUGACUGGCACCCUUGGCCUCAGUGUGUGCUGGGCAGUGCUUCCAGAAGAAGACGUGUGUGUGUUCAAGUGCUCAGUGUCACGGGAGACGGAGUGCAGCCGUGUGGGCAAACAGUCCUUCAUCAUCACCCUGGGCUGCAACAGCGUCCUCAUCCAAUUCGCCACCCCCAAUGAUUUCUGUUCCUUCUACAACAUCCUGAAGACCUGCCGGGGCCACACCCUGGAGCGGUCCGUGUUCAGUGAGCGGACAGAGGAGUCUUCUGCUGUGCAGUACUUCCAGUUUUACGGCUACCUGUCCCAGCAGCAGAAUAUGAUGCAGGAUUAUGUGCGGACGGGCACCUACCAGCGCGCCAUCCUGCAGAACCACACGGACUUCAAGGACAAAAUUGUUCUUGAUGUCGGCUGUGGCUCUGGGAUUCUGUCAUUUUUCGCUGCCCAAGCUGGAGCAAGGAAAAUCUACGCAGUGGAGGCCAGCACCAUGGCCCAGCAUGCUGAGGUCUUGGUGAAAAGUAACAACCUGACAGAUCGCAUCGUGGUCAUCCCUGGCAAGGUGGAGGAGGUCUCACUGCCUGAGCAGGUGGACAUCAUCAUCUCAGAGCCCAUGGGCUACAUGCUCUUCAACGAGCGCAUGCUCGAGAGUUACCUCCACGCCAAGAAGUACCUGAAGCCCAGCGGAAACAUGUUCCCCACCAUUGGUGACGUCCACCUUGCGCCCUUCACGGAUGAACAGCUCUACAUGGAGCAGUUCACCAAGGCCAACUUCUGGUACCAGCCGUCCUUCCACGGAGUGGACCUGUCAGCCCUCCGAGGCGCUGCAGUGGACGAGUAUUUCCGGCAGCCUGUGGUGGACACAUUUGACAUCCGGAUCCUGAUGGCCAAGUCUGUCAAGUACACAGUGAACUUCUUAGAAGCCAAAGAAGGAGAUUUGCACAGGAUAGAAAUCCCAUUCAAAUUCCACAUGCUGCAUUCAGGGCUGGUCCACGGCCUGGCUUUUUGGUUCGACGUUGCUUUCAUCGGCUCCAUAAUGACUGUGUGGCUGUCUACGGCCCCAACGGAGCCCCUGACCCACUGGUACCAGGUCCGGUGCCUGUUCCAGUCACCACUCUUCGCCAAGGCCGGAGACACGCUCUCAGGGACAUGUCUGCUUAUUGCCAACAAAAGACAGAGCUAUGACAUCAGUAUUGUGGCCCAGGUAGACCAGACAGGCUCCAAAUCCAGUAACCUCCUGGAUCUGAAAAACCCCUUCUUCAGAUACACAGGCACGACGCCCUCGCCCCCACCUGGCUCCCACUACACAUCUCCCUCUGAGAACAUGUGGAACACAGGCAGCACCUACAACCUCAGCAGCGGGAUGGCCGUGGCUGGGAUGCCUACUGCCUACGACCUGAGCAGUGUUAUUGCGGGCGGCUCCAGCGUGGGCCACAACAACCUGAUUCCUCUCGGGUCCUCUGGCACCCAGGGCGGCGGCGGCAGCGGCUCGAGUGCCCACUAUGCAGUCAACAGCCAGUUCACCAUGGGCGGCCCUGCCAUCUCCAUGGCCUCGCCCAUGUCCCUCCCGACCAACACCAUGCACUACGGGAGCUAGGGCCCGCUGCGGACUGACAGCACCAGGAAACCAAAUGACGCCCCCUUGCCCCACCGCUGGGCGCCUGAGCACCCGGCCACAGUCCUCUUUGCUAUGGGAACUUGGACACUUUUUUACACGACGUUGCUGCGGCCCCAGCCCCACAUCCCAGCCCUGAGCGCGUGUCGCUGCCAUAUUUUACACAAGAUCAUGUCGCAGGAGCCCUUGUCCUCCCCCUCCUGCCCCUCCACCCUGACCUGGGCUUGACAUCUGCUGUUAACAGGCAUUGGGGCCUGCCAGCUGUGCCUGGGUGGGGGAGGGGAGCAGCUGCCACCAUGGCCCAGGCUGCCCCACCCCACCUGGUCCCUCAGCACCUGUCCCCUAGCCUGUCUCCGGUGGGAAGGUGGCCUGGCCAGGUGGGGCCUCCCCUUCGAUGACCAGGCCUUGGUCACAAUGGGUGUGACAUGCUGCUUUUUUUAAUUUUAUUUUUUUACAAAAAGAACCAGUGUCAAUCCACAGACUGUCUGAGAAGCCAGGUCUGCCGGGCCGAGCCAGCAGCCCCUCCCCCAGACUCAGAGGCUCAAUGGUGAGGGGCGGCCCAGCCGAGGGCUUCAGGGGCCCUCCCCACCAAAGGGUUCACCUCACACUUGAAUGUACAACCCACCCCACUGUCGGGAAGGCCUCCGUCCUCGGCCCCUGCCUCUUGCUGCUGUCCUGACCCUGAGCCCCUGCAGGUCCCCCUGACCCCCAACCCAGAGCUAGUACAGGCGGCCACAGGCCCUGGGCCUGGAGGGAAGGUAACCGCUGGCUGCUUGGGGCAGACACAGACACACCUCAAGGAUCUGUCACGGAAGGCGUCCUUUUUCCUUGUAGCUAACAUUAGGCCUGUGUGUUUCCCCCACACUUGUAGACGCUCCAGUCCCUAUGACUAUGAUGGCAUUUUGGUCCCUCCCCAGCCUGGGAAGGGACCUCACAGGGACAUCUCCCUCCAAAA